This is a messenger RNA of Suillus clintonianus, 1930 nucleotides long. RefSeq names its product kinase-like domain-containing protein. Bases 179 to 1591 code for a protein of 470 amino acids. NCBI's taxonomy places the organism in Eukaryota, Fungi, Basidiomycota, Agaricomycetes, Boletales, Suillaceae. Gene Ontology annotation, biological process: autophagy; autophagosome organization; protein autophosphorylation. Gene Ontology annotation, cellular component: autophagosome; cytoplasm. The transcript is spliced from 10 exons. The record is from RefSeq and is a predicted model, not a curated record. Gene Ontology annotation, molecular function: protein serine/threonine kinase activity; ATP binding.
GUGCCUCACGGUACGCGUGACGUAUGUAAGGUAUGUUGUGUCACAUAGCACGUGUAUAUAGUCACAUCGCGUUCGUCACAAAGGAAGCGCGCGUUUGUUUGAGCCACUAAUCAUGGCAAAGCAUAUUAAUAUCGUUAGUCUCCGCGCUCGAUAAAGGUCCAGAGACCUUUUGUACAAUAUGGCCCCGAAGUACCCUAAGAUCUCAGGUUUUGAACUUAUUCAACAAAUCGGCGGAGGCGGCUUCUCGAGUGUGUUCAGAGCCGUUCAUCUAGAGAGAGAUCAGGUGGCAGCAUGCAAAGUUAUCUUCAUCAAGGAGCAGACCACCGAGAAAGAACGCAAGGCUGUCGACAAGGAGAUGAAAAUUCAUGCGCUCCUCAAGCACAAGCAUGUCCUGGAGUUUCUACAUGCUGCCGUGGUAGAGCGCAAAUACAAGGAGCACUAUGUCCCUGGAGUAUAUAUGAUACUAGAGCUUGCUGGAGGAGGAGACCUCUUCGAUAAGAUCGCGCCGGAAGUCGGGAUCGGAGAGGAUGUGGCACACUACUAUUUCGGCCAGCUCCUGGCAGGGAUGGACUUUAUUCAUCGUGAAGGAGUUGUCCAUCGUGACCUGAAACCGGAAAAUAUCCUGCUUGAUGCAGCUGGUACCCUCAAGAUAUCAGACUUCGGUCUCGCAGUGGUCUACAAACUCAAGGAAACCGGCAAGACAAGACAAUUGAACGAAUUGUGUGGCAGCCACCCGUACAUAGCCCCAGAAGUUCACUACGGAACACCGUUUGAAGCAGAGCCCGUUGAUGUCUGGGGGAUUGGUGUCAUUCUUUUUACACUUCUCGCGGGAAAUACUCCUUGGGAUCGAUCCACAGCGCAAUCGCCAGAGUUCUGUCGGUAUAUCUCUGGGGAGAUAUUCAACGAGGCUCCUUGGAAUCGUCUAGGAGAAAAAGCCCUCUCACUCAUCUGUGGCCUCCUAACCAUCGAGCCGGAGAAGCGUAUGACGCUCGCCGAAGUAUUCGCUGACCCAUGGUGCACAAGACCAAGUCAACUUGCGAAGCAAGGCGCUGUCGCGCUUGCAGACCACUUGACUGAGUCUUUGAGGGCGAACGGGGACCUGAAAUACGCAAUGCCGGAUAUCGCGAGCUCUGCUGGAACUGGAAAAGAUAAAGACGAAGAUAAAGAUGGAGACGAGAUCAUGCUUUCCGCAACUCAUCAAUCCCAGUUCACCCAAUCCCUUCUGUUAUUCUCACAAACACAAUCAGGUCGCAGAUAUACACCUAACCUCACACGCUUCUAUACUUCUCUUGGGCCAGGGAUUAUGAUGGAACUCAUAAAGGAAUCUUUGACUGCCCUUGGUGUCAAACACAAAGACGGACCUACUGGUGAGGACGAGCGAGGGGAGAUCCUUCGGUUGCGCGUAGGGGGGUAUGAUAAACGGAGAAUCACAUACAAAGGCUGGGUCGAGCUCGAAAACUUCCGCUACGCAGAAACUGAUGGAAGCUUCUGCUUGAUGACUCGGGACGUCGGAAAUCCUAUUUCGUGGCGCCAGUUGUGGAAAUCACUAAUUCAGUCGCCAGCCGUGGAUCCUCAUGUGCUCCGCAAAUGACCACAGUUUGUGUUUCAUGGUCAAGGAAUACCGCAUUUGCGCUAUGGCGCUCAACACUAUGAUUUUAUGUUAGCCUUUAUCUAUUCACAUGGACUCAUCUCUUUAAAAUGUUUGCGAGAUUCUCUCUUGCUGCCAUGCACAUGAUCUAAUUGAAUGCUUCUAUAUGCCAAACAACUAUUACACCAAGACGAUCUGUUUCCUCGACAGUCCGUUGGUUGUCGAGAGACACCGAGGUAGUUCGCUUUCCUCGAAUCCUACUACGGUUGUCGAUUCAAACCUUUUUGUUUCUUUGUAACAUCCCAAUACGACAGAGCCCCUUUGAAAUUCUGUUCUGGUAGG